Messenger RNA from Hyalella azteca, 2541 nucleotides. RefSeq lists its product as uncharacterized. The transcript has 7 exons. The record is from RefSeq and is a predicted model, not a curated record. NCBI's taxonomy places the organism in Eukaryota, Metazoa, Arthropoda, Malacostraca, Amphipoda, Hyalellidae. Bases 161 to 1129 code for a protein of 322 amino acids.
UUGAUGCUGUAAGUUUGAUGCUGGUUGCGGCGGAGAGCAACAGUACCCUGGCAUAUUUUGUUACCCAACGAUUGUUAUCAGUGAGAAGUCUUGUUGAUCAGUCAGUCUUGAUCUUGCAUUAAAGUUUCACUCUCCUAUUCCACGGACAGUAAACAUCGCGAUGAUGGAAAAACGGUUCGGCAUCCACGCUUCAAAAACAUCUUUUCUUUGCCUGCUCUGCAUUGUCUCCAUCAUCUUUUGGAUGAUUUUGAAGACAGCUAGGAACGAUACGGAGUUGGUUACAACCACGCUCUCGGCUGAAGUUCUGCGCUCCCUCAACUGCCCUGAGCCCCAGGCUGGUGAUCAGGUCUCCUUCGCCAUAGCAGACGUGAUGAGUGGUAGAGCCAUACUCAAACAACACGAACCUAAGCUCAUUGAGAUAAUACGCACCAAAUACUUGAAACCACCUUCGCUCAAGCCUUACCAGCUCUUAACGGGAAAGGACAACCCCUCCCAAGUGGGGCAACCUACAGAAAUCUUGAAGAUCCUGGGGCGAAUUAGGGACGGUUUCUUCAUCGAAAGUGGGGCUUUUGACGGCGAGGUUUACUCUAAUUCGCUCGUCCUCGAGAAGACCCUGGGCUGGCGAGGCCUAUUGGUGGAAGGCGACCCCAAGAACUACGAUUUGCUUCUGCAGAAAAACAGGAAGGCCUGGUCUGUAGGUGCCUGUCUCAGCACCAAGCCAUAUCCUCAUUCCGUGAUGUUUAAACAAAGUGGCACCGUGGGUCAGAUAAAAGGCGAUGUGGACGAUUCUGCCGCAAACAAGGAUGGUGUCGUCGAAGUUCAGUGCCUGCCGAUCUACUCCAUCCUGUUGGCCCUCAACGUAACCACAGUGCACUACUUCAGCUUGGACGUCGAGGGUGUAGAGCUGGAGGUCCUUAAGACCAUUCCAUGGGAUAAAGUGGAUAUACAGACACUCUCCGUGGAGAAUUUACAUGGCGCUUGGUCCAAAGCUGAUCUCAAAAGCUUCAUGGAACAACAAGGUUAUUGGACGUACAACGAUGUCGCCAAGUUCACAGCUGCAGCUUACGAUUUCAUAUUCGUGAAGGACACCUUCAAAACAAAAGAAGAUUAUCUUUCUCAGAUUGCAUAAUCAAAGCAUUCCUAAGGCUGCUCACGUGCCUGGUUCCUAAUGAUGGGGCACGACGGUGAUUGAUAGGUUCAGCUUGAAAAUUCGUCUUGUCAGCAGUUCCUGCUUUAACCUAACAGGAGUGACCGAGUGAGGUGAAAACAAGGAAUCAUGAGUUUAGGAACUAUUUUUAAAUAAAAAUAUUUUACUGCUUUGCUUGCGCUGAUUACAUGGUGCUAUUAAUUGCUUGUGCAAUACUUUUGUUCUUUUGUGUGUUUAAAUAUAAACGGGUGUUUAUAAUUCUCCAGUGUUAUAAUUUGGGUGUUUAAAUAGAGGACACUUAUAUGAAUCUAUUUUUGGUGCGUCAUACGAAAUAAGUGGGAAUAUCUUGUCAACUGAUCUAUAUGUUAUUGAAUAUGUCUUGUUUGAACGCCAGUCAAAACAGAACCGAAAUGAAAAAUUUCCGUAAAUUAUAUAAAUUAUCACCUUGUUAAUGCAGAAGUGGACCUGUAUUUGGAAAUUGGCUUGAUCAAUCCCAUACGUCAAACAGGAUGCAGUGUUAAAAAAGAAUUGAAAUCUCCUAUUCAAAAAGAAUAAAUGAAAUAUAUUUAUGAGCAGAAAAGAUGCUGUGUAAAUUCACCAUAUCUUCACCAAAAAUGCUGUGGAAAUGAACUCCAUCUUCAGCUCAAAACACUCAGAUUGUGGCUGGUGCUAUUAUUGUGGCUGGUCUUAAAUCUAUAAAUCUAUAUAUCGAUGAGUUUUAAGGCAAAAAAAGAAGUAAAAUUAUGUUGUAAUUUUGAGAAUUACGUUUUUGUAUGUAUAAAAAUAUCGGGUUUUAUUAAUUGAUGUAUAAAAAACUGGUACCGGAAGUAUAACAAAAAUGUUGAAUUAUGUCACACGAACUAGAAAUUAGGAAUGAAAUCCGCUCUCCUUUUUCCAACUGUACAGAACUUUCACGCGACCUCCUUUUUCAGUGGAAGGAAUGAUUAAAUUUCACCUAAUUAAUAAUAUACGGAUAACAUUUAAGAGAUACUGAAUUUAUUAAAUCGAAAUAGUGUUAGGUGAACAAAAUAAAACUUGAAAAAGUGAAUUGGCCCGAGCUACUGCCCGGUGGGAGUCCUCUGAAUCGGAGGAAGAGCUUAACCUGGCCCGCGCUAGCACAGCGAACCUCACGCGUUAAGUUCCGUGCGGUCUUUCCUGUUAAAUAAAUACCAACUGAUUUGAAUGAAUUACAUCCAAUUUAUCUAAUAGAAAAUUAGAAGAAACUGAAUAUUAGGGUCCAGAAUAUCGUCAAACGCUUUAAUUUAAGGACUUGGCAGCUGUGCUAUCAAGUGCCGACACUUUAUUCUAUUCAAUUCCAUUCCGAUCUUAAAAUUGCAUAGUCAUCAUAAAAUUAGAGACUUAAUAAAUUGGUUAACUAAUUAAUAUAUAUUAAA